UCACUGCCCUGGGGAGGGUCUCCAAUCUCCGGCGCAGCAACAGCAGCCUCUUCAAGAGCUGGAGGCUGCAGUGCCCCUUCGGCAACAAUGACAAGCAAGAAAGCCUCAGUUCAUGGAUUCCUGAAAACAUCAAGAAGAAAGAAUGCGUGUAUUUUGUGGAAAGUUCCAAGCUGUCUGAUGCUGGGAAGGUGGUGUGUCAGUGUGGCUACACACGUGAGCAGCACUUGGAGGAGGCUACCAAGCCCCACACCUUCCAGGGCACACAGUGGGACCCAAAGAAACAUGUCCAGGAGAUGCCAACAGAUGCCUUUGGUGACAUCGUCUUCACGGGCCUGAGCCAGAAGGUGAAAAAGUACGUCCGAGUCUCCCAGGACACGCCCUCCAGCGUGAUCUACCACCUCAUGACCCAGCACUGGGGGCUGGACGUCCCCAAUCUCCUGAUCUCGGUGACCGGGGGGGCCAAGAACUUCAACAUGAAGCCGCGGCUGAAGAGCAUUUUCCGCAGAGGUCUGGUCAAGGUGGCUCAGACCACAGGGGCCUGGAUCAUCACAGGGGGGUCCCACGCCGGCGUCAUGAAGCAGGUAGGCGAGGCGGUGCGGGACUUCAGCCUGAGUAGCAGCUACAAGGAAGGCGAGCUCAUCACCAUCGGAGUCGCCACCUGGGGCACUCUCCACCGCCGCGAGAGUCUGAUCCAUCCCACGGUGAGUGCGGCCCCCGAGGGAGGGGAGCCUAAGACCAGGGGUGUGGGUGACGUCUGA
This is a messenger RNA of Nomascus leucogenys (northern white-cheeked gibbon), 758 nucleotides long. RefSeq names its product transient receptor potential cation channel subfamily M member 2-like. Gene Ontology annotation, molecular function: ligand-gated calcium channel activity. The coding region runs from base 294 to 758 and encodes 154 amino acids. The transcript has 5 exons. Lineage: Eukaryota; Metazoa; Chordata; Mammalia; Primates; Hylobatidae. The record is from RefSeq and is a predicted model, not a curated record. Gene Ontology annotation, biological process: calcium ion transmembrane transport.